GCGCAGACGGGCAAGAGGUGCCAACAUGCCGGUGGCCCGCAGCUGGGUUUGUCGGAAAACCUAUGUGACCCCGCGGAGACCCUUCGAGAAAUCCCGCCUCGACCAAGAGCUGAAACUGAUCGGCGAGUAUGGGCUCCGGAACAAACGUGAGGUCUGGAGGGUCAAAUUCACCCUGGCCAAGAUCCGCAAGGCCGCCCGGGAGCUGCUGACGCUGGACGAGAAAGACCCGCGGCGUCUGUUUGAAGGCAACGCCCUGCUGCGGCGACUAGUCCGCAUCGGGGUGCUGGACGAGGGCAAGAUGAAGCUGGAUUACAUCCUGGGUCUGAAGAUAGAGGAUUUCUUGGAGAGGCGCCUGCAGACCCAGGUCUUCAAGCUGGGCUUGGCCAAGUCGAUCCACCACGCCCGCGUGCUGAUCCGCCAGCGCCAUAUCAGGGUUCGCAAGCAGGUGGUGAACAUCCCGUCCUUCAUCGUCCGCCUGGACUCCCAGAAGCACAUCGACUUCUCUCUGCGCUCUCCGUAUGGGGGUGGCCGCCCAGGCCGCGUGAAGAGGAAGAAUGCCAAGAAGGGCCAGGGCGGGGCUGGAGCUGGUGAUGAUGAGGAGGAGGAUUAAGCUGACCCAUCCCCUGCUGGGCUGGUGGAGUGUUUGGUUUUCCCGUCAGAUAAUAAAACAAGGUCAGCACUUUGGACCUGG
Messenger RNA from Diceros bicornis minor, 691 nucleotides. RefSeq names its product ribosomal protein S9 (gene RPS9). The transcript has 4 exons. Lineage: Eukaryota; Metazoa; Chordata; Mammalia; Perissodactyla; Rhinocerotidae. The coding region runs from base 26 to 610 and encodes 194 amino acids. Gene Ontology annotation, cellular component: cytosolic small ribosomal subunit. Gene Ontology annotation, molecular function: structural constituent of ribosome; rRNA binding. The record is from RefSeq and is a predicted model, not a curated record. Gene Ontology annotation, biological process: translation; positive regulation of translational fidelity.